AUGGCAUCAGCAGACGUUGGUAUGGCGUACCAGCCACCUUCUCAAAUAAGUCCUCAGAGUGGUAAUAUGACAACAUCAACUAAAGUGCUUAAUCUUUCGAGAGCCCAAGUCAACUUGGCUCAACCAGCAUAUGGUGCCUAUCCAACAUCAGUAUCCCCACAACAAUCCGCUCACACAAAUGCUUAUAAUUAUGCAACGCAACAAAGUCAAUCACCCCCAUUUUAUGCUUAUCCCAGUCAGACAGGAGUUGGACAACCUGAUAACAACUUUAAUAAAACAGGUUUUCAAAAUUUUGCGCAACCCCAAGUUUUCACAAUUGGUUCUAGUCAGGCGUCUCAAAUGCAGCCAACUCAGUAUCGACAGCAAAUUCAACAGUCUCAACAACCGCAACAGUAUCGAGUUGUUGCAACUCCUUUGCAAACUACAAACAUGGAGCAACUGAAUGCUUAUCCUGUAAGUCAGAUUAAUUCGCAACCUUCUUACAACACUCAACCAAAUGUCAUUUACUUCGGUCAGUCUGGACAAACUCAGCAGCAAUUACCGCUACAGCAACCUUACCAUCCAGAAACACAACAGCAAGCAGGUCAAGUGGUAUAUGCAAGACCAGCCAGUCAGUCUUACGCUCCUCCAGGAACUGCCUAUCCAACUCAAGCACAAUUUACACCACAGGCUAACACAGGCGCAUUAUCCUUUCAGCCAACCAAUCAGCUAACACCUUCGUCCCAGCCAAUCAGCGUUCAGCCCGGUUAUCAGGUUAAUCAAACAGGCCAGCAGAAUUUUAAUCAGGCAUCAAGAUUUCAACACGUGUCAAAUCCUCUACCACCUUCACAAACUCCCCAGUUUCAAGUGCAAAAUCAACAAGUUUAUUCUCAAAUUCAAUCAAAACCUCAAUCACUAGCACAACCUUACACUUCACAAACUAAUUUUAAUCAAGUUGAACAGAAACCAACACAAGUUGCACAAUCCACUUGGAGUGCACAAGCUAAUAAUCAAGUAAUUGAUAACAGAGAAAGACAACAAUAUUAUCAACAACAACAACAGCCAGUUCAAACUUAUCAACAAGUUCAAACUAAUCAGUUCAACACACAGAAUACUUUACCACCUAUUGUAUCUAGUCAAGGAUUUGAUCAACAAGUACCCAGACGUAUACCUUCUGGUGGUCAGUCAAAACAAAUUAAGGUCAAAUCACUGCCAAUGCGUAAUUCGGUUAGCAUAGAUGGUAUUGACUCAUCUGGUCCACCACAGUUUGUUGUCCAUCCUGUAGGCCAACUAACCAUAGCAGAAGGUGAACCAGCUAAUAUAACUGCUCGUGUACGUCCGGCUGGUGAUAGUACAUUGAUUGUUGAGUGGUAUAAAAAUGGCAAGCCAUUACCAGCAGCUUCUCGUUUCACAACGACAUUUGAUCGAGGCUACGCAGUGCUCGAUUUUCUAUACGUGAAUGAGGAUGAUAAUGGAGAUUAUUCCUGUGUAGCAACGAACAGUCAAGGCCAAGACCAAUCAAGCAGUUGUCAUGUGACAAUUAUACCAGAAGAGGGAGUUGUCACUGAAACUCAAUUACCAGAAGAAUCUAUGAUUGCAAAUCUAGCUAUGAUGGAAGAUCAUUUAGUAAGAAAUGGAUUAGAUAGAGCUAAUCUUGGUCUUCGUGAAUCGGCUCCAGCACAUUUCGAAACAUGUGUAGAACCCACAAAUGAUCCUUCGUUAACAGUUGAAUGGUAUAAAGAUGGCAAACCUGUUAGCAUGGGCUGUCGUUUUAAUGCUGUAUUGGACCGGGGAUUUGCUAUGCUAGAUAUUCAUUAUUGUUAUCCAGAAGACAAUGGAGCAUACUUCUGUGUAGCACGUAAUGCAGCAGGACAGGUACAAAGCAACGUGGUUGAAUUACAAUGUAAUGCAGAUGAACAUAUUGUCACUAGUUCAGUAUUAUCGAAAGAAUCAAUUACAUAUCUUCAAAGUUUGGAUGCUUGGGAAAGUGAUGCAAUGGCUGGUUAUGAUACAGUUAAAAGAGAGGAAGAAGAACCACCAUCUGCACCAUCAUUCGAUAUUCUCCCUGUUGCUGUCACUGUCACUGAAGGUUCGCCAGCUAAAUUUAUUGUUAAAGCAGGUGGUUAUCCAAGGCCUAAAAUAUUCUGGUAUAUUAAUGGGGAAUUGAUAGCCUCAUCUGGAGGUGGAGGAAAUUGGAGAAUAUUUCAAGAUGGUGGUAUUAGUAAUUUAGAAUUUCAUCGUGUUGGUACACCUGGUGAAUUACAUAUUAAAGCUGUUGCAAGAAAUAAUAUGGGUGAAGCUGCUGCUGAAACAAUAUUGAUUAUUGAACCACAAUUAGACUUUAGACCAGAUCUACGUCAUGUUGAACCAGAAAAUCCAUUCAAAAAACUUGCGCAAUUGAAGAAGGUAAAAUGUAGUGAUGAACUUUCAUCAGCUUUUCGCAAACCAAAGGCCCAAGCGCUUGAUUUACGACGUUUAGAACGGGCACUUGAAAUUCGUGGUCGAUCUGCUGCUGGUGUAGAUGUUGAAGAAACAGAAAAUCUAUAUUCACGUGUUCAAUCUCAAUUACGUACUAAUAGACGUUCUAGUGUACCACCAAGAACUCCGCCACCUUCACAACCUCAACUACAGAAUGUUCAACCAAAUAAUGUUCAGUAUCAAAAACAAACAACAGCACCAAAUACACAACAGUAUCAGGCACAACACCAACAACAAAAUUUCCAACCACCAGCAAUGCAAAAACCAACGCCUGGACCUCAAUUUCAAGCUCCGAUACCACCACCACCACAACAGCAGCAACAGCCGAAUACAACAGUGAUCAGGUUGAAUGCAGCACCUAAUCAACGUCCGGACCAGCCUUCACCGCCUAUACAAAUGUUACAGCCAUUAACAAUUAGUCCACCUGGACAAACACAAACACCAGUUGAAUCACCACGGAAUGUUCCAUCUCCUGCUAAGCCGACACCACCGCCACCGCCACCACCACCACCAUCUAUGGCGCCUGUUGCUCAAAAUGUGACAUUGCCCCCACCGCCGUCAUCGCCCAUAAUGUCACCACCGAUUGUGAAUUCUAUCUACGUAUUAUGUGUUACCAAUCGAGAGUGGAAUGCUUGACAUCAGAAGGUUGAGAAAAUUGAAGAGAAGAGAACGAGAACAGAGAAAUAUCGAUAUUGCAACGAGGGAACAACAAAGUCUGAGACAGUUGAGGGAUAUUUUGCAAAUGAAGUAUUUACUGUUUAGUUCUCAGAUUUUACCAAGAUAUUCUGUAAUGUUGUAUCAGAAUAUAUUUGGUUGUCCUCACUUAUAUUCCCGUUCACUACACUACUACUGCUAAAAAACUGGAUUAGUAGCUUCAUCACCAAAAAACAUUCGACUUUCGAUCAUUUUAUUCUAGCUUCCAAUACUGUUUUACUUAACUUGGUUUAGACAGAAUUUUAGUAUCACUACCGGUUAUAUAAACAGUCUGACUUGAUAAUGAGUACGUAAAUCCUGUGAUCUGUAAAUGAUAUACAUUAAUUUACAAUGAACUUUGAUGAUCAACUUACACACAAUUUUCUUGUAUCAAUCAAGUCAGACUAAUUCAUAGGUUUUGUUAACACAGUAAGUUACUUAAAAUAGAUGCACUUUAUCUAUAAUAGUAGAUUUUCUAAAUUUAUUUCUAGUUAGUUUCACUGAUUGAUAUUAUCAUUUAGUAAAGUCAUUUUAGGUAGUUUGUAAACUAACGUAAUGUAUUACCUUAUUAUUCUUGCUUGUGUGCAUCCUUGACCUUUAUAUAUUUCUCCAUGAGUUUUACACUAAUCAUCUGUACAUGUAUACUUUAUUAGUUUUCAUUGCAUGUGUAUGAUGAACAGUAUGAAGUGAUUACUUUCAUAUUGCACUCUUCCAACAUAAUUAUUAUUAUCAUAAUGAUCAUGAUCAUUAUCAUUGUCAUUAUUAUCAUCCUCAACAAUCGACUCCAUCAAAUCACAUGAAUUCAUAUUUUCCUAUAGAAUAAUUCGACUUUUCUUUAUACGUGUACAUUCAUACGUCCAUUUUCAUCUUUCAUACGUGUAGAUCCUUCUAUGCGUGUGUAUGUCUGUGUGCAUGUUUAUGCUUGGUCAUUUGAAUGUUGUAGACUUAGACAUUUUCAUCGUAGUUAUUUGUCAUUAUUUCUAAUUAUUCUUAUUGUUUAGUAGUGGUUAUAACUACUUUUAAGUAAUAUGAAUCGAGAUAAUUUCAAAUAGAUGAAUUUUACGAUUGUUGUUGCGAUAACAUAUCUAUCCAUGCAAAUGAUUCAAUCUAAAGGUAAUUUUUUAUCAUGGAUCAGUAUAAACUGAAGAGUCUUUGUUACAAAAUUAGAAUUCUAGUAAAGUCUAAUCAUUUGUUGACUAAAUGUAUACUGAUGUGAGAUCUGAGACAAAGAUGAAACAACUCUCCAUUAUCCUUUAUUCUUCAAUAGUUUCAAAGAUGAUGUCAGUCUGUGGAAAUACAAUAUUCUUCUCCUUAUUUAUACAAGAAAAAUAAUCGAAAGUUUAUUGACUGACAAAAAGGUAGCUACUUUUUUUAACAGAAGAGCCGAUUAACCACUUUUUUUUACGGAGUUCAACUCAUUCACGACACAAACAAUAACUCGUUAUGUGGUGUAUCCUACUUAAGCUGGCAUAUAUGAGUAGUAUGUAGCAGCAAUCAGAUGUGGAAUGUCUGUCAGCAGGAGAUUAAGAAGAUCGAAUUGAUGAGAACAAAAAAGUAAGCAGAGAUCAAUUGUAAUAACGACUGAAUUGAAAGAAUCACGAAACAUGUUUAAGAUAACUGGAAGAUGUGCAAACAAUGUAUUUAACGUAUGGUUUUCAUAUUUCACGAAGACAAUCUGUAAUUUUGCAUUAAAUAAAAAAAAUGGUUUUCUUCACCUGAAUUCUCGUCCACUACAAUUACAGUGAACAGUGGAGCGAACCAAAAAAAAAAGGAAGUAACCGUUUAUCUCACAUAAUCAGUUACCUUACUUGAAAUGAUUGAGAAAUAACACUUGGUCAAGUAUUGUUUCACUCUAUCAAAAAACGACCUUUAUUUAAAAAAAACUGAAUGAAUAUUAGUAGUCAUUCUAUCUUUAGUUCAAACUGAAAUUCGAACGUCUUUACAGCCAGCGAUAAUCUUUUUUUUUCAGAAUGCUAUCUCUUUAUAUAAUUGAGCAACAAUGUGUACAUCUAAAUAGAUUGAGCGCAUGUUUUAUCGGUACUUAAACUAACUACUUUAUUUUUGUUUUUAAUUUUUAUGAUCAUUUCCUCAAAAUGUGUCUUUAGUAGUAAAGGGGAAAGCCACAGUCGUUUUAAUAAAAUAAAGUUAUCAUUAACAACUUUACAUGAUUGACUUCUAAUUAGACAUUAGAUGAGUAAAUGUUGAAAGUUAGCAUACUUUAAUCGUGAUAAAUCAUUUAUGUAAUUACUAUAGUUUGAGUUUUAUUUCUAAAGGUUUGGACUAGUAACCCGUUGUUGAUAAUUUAACUGAAUUUUGAUUAUUUAUAGCAGGAAUAUGUACAUCCUGUUUGAAUUGUCUUGAUGUACACAAUACUUUAUAGGUUUUUAUGGAAUAAAUGGAAUAUGGCUAGAAAUGGGGUCCCUGACGAAAGUUUUAUUCUAUUUUAACACACAUCAAACAGUCACAUUUUAUUUAUUCUAUAUAAACAUGUAAUAUUAUGGCUUUAUCAAGACGAUUUACAUAGGAUGCACAUAUAGCAACUAAGAAUAAUCAAAAUUUAGUCAAAAUACCAACAAAGAGAUACUUAAACCAGUAUAAACUGAAUUACAAUUCAUACCCAUUGAAAAAGUCGUUUACCCUGAAUCAGUAACCUAGCAGAUAAUGCGUUGAACGUUUAAACUGAAGAGUACUGAUUUUGAAUCCUGGGUUAAACAUUAACUGUAGGAUACAGAUCAAUCCAAAUGAAAAGUAUUAGACAUAAAGAACUACGUAUCUUGGAUUCUACUCUAUCUAAAUUACUAUAGUUAUCCCUUAAAGUGAUGUUUAUUUUUUUUCUUCAGAUGAUGCAAUUCUCUGAUCCUUCA
Schistosoma mattheei is the source of this 6014-nucleotide messenger RNA. The record is from the annotation of a GenBank genome assembly. Lineage: Eukaryota; Metazoa; Platyhelminthes; Trematoda; Strigeidida; Schistosomatidae.